Molecule: messenger RNA, 1925 nt
Organism: Daphnia carinata
Lineage: Eukaryota; Metazoa; Arthropoda; Branchiopoda; Diplostraca; Daphniidae
Product: SET domain-containing protein SmydA-8-like
Exons: 5
Coding region: 278-1765 (495 amino acids)
Molecular function (GO): protein binding
Source: RefSeq, a predicted model, not a curated record
GUGUUUCCACAGCUUACGAUUGAGCUGGCACACGAUGCUGGCAUCAUUUGAUUAAUUGGGCGUUUGUUGACGACUCGUUUUUCUACGUUUAUUUCCUAGCUGGCUAUCUAUUUAUAGGUGUAGUGAGAGGAAAAAAACGCUGACACGGGAUAUCAUGUAGAAAAGAACGGGCGGGAGCGACUGAAGAUAGGCCCUCCUCCUCGUUCGACCAACAUUUUGGCGCAAAAAAGCACAGAUACGCACCAAAAGAAAGAGCAUUCAUCCAUGGGCUGUCGUGAUGAGCGGUCUCAUUAUCACCCCUGUACCACUGCCACCAUCGAUUGGCACUGCCUGCCCGUCUGAUGGUCUCCUCUACGAAUCAUCGCCUCAAACUGUUGAAUUAAAGGCUGCAGAGCCAACGGUUGGCAGUUCGUAUAAAAUUGGACAAUCACCUCACAUCGGAAGGCUUCUAAUCGCUACGAGAGACAUUAGUGCGGAUGAAGUAAUUAUCGAUGGGGAAGAGGCACUUGCCGUCGGUCCGAAACAAGCGACACAUCCGGUGUGCCUGAAUUGCUAUCGACGCGUGGACGGUAGCUAUUCGUGUCCGCGUUGCCAAUGGCCGCUAUGUUCCGAAGCGUGUUGGCAAUCAGAAGACGGCCAUCAUCAACGAUACGAAUGUGAACUAUUGGCCAGCAGACACGUCCAUCCUACGAGAGAAGAACUGAAACAAGAAGACUGUCGGCUUUAUGAUUGCAUCGCACCUUUGCGAAUUGCCUUGGACAGUCAGCGAAAUUCGGAAAGAAGUCGACUAUGGCUCGGAUUGGAGGAUCACCGGAUGUACCGGAAGAGUAUCGGCAUUUGGCAGAUCGAUAAACAUACUGUUGUCGAUCCAGUUCGUAUCAAAUGGCAACUGGGCGAUCGUUUCGGUGAUGAAGAAUUGCAACGAGCAUGUGGCGUCUUAGAAGUCAAUGCUUUCGAAGUCUGCGAUGAAGACAAGUCCAUCAGCGCACGAGCUGUUUAUUCGCAUGCCUGCCUGAUGGCUCACGAUUGCGUUCCAAACACGGCGUGUACCGUGAAUCCUGCCACUCAAAAGAUGACCGUUCGUGCGGCUGUCGAUAUUCCAGCUGGCCAAAUGAUCACCACGUCCUACACUUUUACGUUGGAUGGGACAUUACGUCGUCGGGCGCAUUUGAAAGAAACGAAAUUCUUUGAUUGUUGCUGUCAGCGUUGCUCGGAUCCGACGGAAUUGGGCAGUCAUCUUAGUUCAUUAGCAUGUCCUAGAUGUAGUGGUCGGAAUUAUACUGUUCCUGAAGAUCCUCUCAAUCCGGAAAGCUAUUGGAAAUGUCUGGGAGAGCAAUGUGGUAACAGAAUUGGUCCAUCUCAAGUCAAUCAGCUGCUCACCUGUCUCCAGCGCAAAGCAGACGAACUCAAUUAUGACGAUACUCGAGGACUGGAAAUAUUUAUUGAAACGUGGUCUUCUAUUUUGCAUCCGAAUCAUUCGAUCUUGAUUGGAAUUAAAUAUUACCUAUGCCAUUUCUAUGGCAAUGCACCUGGAUAUCAACUACAUCAAAUGCCACUCCAUCUGUUGGCCAGGAAAAUCAAACUCUGCGAAGAGCUGUUGGGUGUUGCUCUUAUUCUUGAGCCAGGAGCUUCAAAUUUUCAUUGUAAUAUAGAUAAAAGUAGCUUAAUCAAAGAACUCGAGUUGACCGAAAGAGAAUUCGCCCGAGGACAGACAUCUGAAGAAGACAACGAGACAACUGAUUUUGAAGAUGACAAUCAGCCAUAGCCUUCGGCUAUCAAUGACGAAAAUGGGGAUUUAACUUUGAUUGAAUUUGCUUUAAUUUUACGUUUUGCUUGACAGAUUGUGUAUACUCGGUUUUGAUGAACUUUGCUUUUUUUGUGAUGUAACCCGCGUGCUUUUUGGCUAUUGAUGUGUACAUAUUUUC